Megalops cyprinoides (Indo-Pacific tarpon) is the source of this 9707-nucleotide messenger RNA. RefSeq names its product furry homolog, like (gene fryl). The coding region runs from base 350 to 9574 and encodes 3074 amino acids. The transcript has 63 exons. Gene Ontology annotation, cellular component: site of polarized growth; cell cortex. NCBI's taxonomy places the organism in Eukaryota, Metazoa, Chordata, Actinopteri, Elopiformes, Megalopidae. Gene Ontology annotation, biological process: cell morphogenesis; neuron projection development. The record is from RefSeq and is a predicted model, not a curated record.
CUUUUGCUGCCGUCGAGUUUUUAGCUGUUUAAAAAAAGGAACAUUCUAAAAUAACGAAGGGAAAAUAGCGAGGCGGGGGCCGUUUCCCCAUUUGUUAAAGAUUUGCUCCGUUGCGAUUCUAACAGCUGGUUAACACCUUGGAAAUUGUAAGUCACCGAAGAGCUGGCUACUGAUAGCUAGCGAAAGCGCACUUUACUGGAAGAUUCUUGUACAAACGUCUCUGGAGUUUUGGACCCGACUGCCUGUUACCGCUUCUCUAUGGAACUAUGCCUCGGCCCCGGUCAGCUCUGUGAGUAGACGCCGCGUUUCUGCCGCACACUCCUCCCCCUGGGAGAAGCGCACCGCUGCCAUGUCCAACAUCACCAUUGACCCCGAGCUCAAGCCCGGGGAGUACGUCAUCAAGAGCCUGUUUGCCGAGUUCGCCGUGUUGGCCGAGAAGAAGAUCGAGGUGGUGAUGGCCGAGCCGCUGGAGAAGCCCCUGUCCCGGUCUCUCCAGAGGGGGGAGGAUGCACAGUUUGACCAGUUAAUAAGCUCUAUGAGCUCAAUAGCGGAACACUGUUUGCCCUCACUGCUGCGCACCCUGUUUGAUUGGUACCGGCGCCAGAGCGGCACGGAGGACGAGUCGUACGAGUACAGGCCUCGCUCUAGCACAAAGUCCAAAGGGGAUGAGCAGCAUCGGGACAAAGACUAUCUACUGGAACGGCGAGACUUAGCCAUAGAUUUCAUUUUCUGUUUAGUUUCAGUGGAGGUUUUAAAACAGAUUCCUCUUCACCCAGUGCCAGAUGCUUUAGUACAUGAAGUUCUCAACCUGGCCUUCAAGCACUUUAAACACAAGGAAGGGUACUCGGGACCCAACACUGGCAAUGUGCACAUCGUCGCUGACCUGUAUGCUGAAGUGAUCGGCGUCCUCACGCAGUCAAAGUUCCAGGCGGUCAGGAAGAAGUUCAUGACGGAGCUGAAGGAGCUGAGGCAGAAGGAACAGAGCCCCCAUGUGGUGCAGAGCAUCAUCAGCCUCAUCAUGGGCAUGAAGUUCUUCCGCGUCAAAAUGUACCCUGUGGAGGACUUCGAGGCCUCCUUCCAGUUCAUGCAGGAAUGUGCACAGUAUUUUCUGGAGGUGAAAGACAAGGACAUCAAGCAUGCUCUGGCAGGCCUCUUUGUGGAGAUCCUCAUCCCUGUUGCUGCUGCAGUGAAAAAUGAGGUGAACGUGCCAUGUCUGAAGAACUUUGUGGAAAUGCUCUACCAGACCACUGUGGACCUCAGCUCCAGAAAGAAGCACUCUCUGGCCCUGUACCCUCUGGUGACGUGUCUACUGUGUGUCAGUCAGAAGCAGUUCUUCCUCAACAACUGGCACAUAUUCCUGCAGAACUGUCUGUCACACCUGAAGAACAAAGACCCCAAAAUGUCCCGUGUGGCGCUGGAGUCCCUCUACCGGCUGCUGUGGGUCUACAUCAUCAGGAUCAAGUGUGAGAGCAACACCGUCACUCAGAGUCGUCUCCUCAGCAUUGUUUCAGCACUUUUCCCCAAGGGAUCUCGCAGUGUGGUCCCGCGGGACACACCUCUCAACAUCUUUGUCAAGAUCAUCCAGUUCAUCGCUCAGGAAAGACUUGACUUUGCAAUGAAAGAAAUCAUUUACGACCUCCUCUGUGUUGGGAAGUCACACAAGACCUUCACCAUUAAUCCAGAGAGGAUGAACAUUGGGCUCAGGGCCUUCCUGGUGAUUGCGGACAGCCUGCAGCAGAAGGAGGGUGAGCCUCCCAUGCCCACCACAGGCGUCAUCCUGCCCUCUGGCAACACCCUGCGCGUCAAGAAGAUCUUCCUUAACACCACGCUGACUGACGAGGAGGCCAAGGUCAUAGGUAUGUCGCUGUACUACCCACAAGUGCGGAAGGCCCUGGACAAUAUCCUGCGUCACCUGGACAAAGAGGUGGGCCGGCCAAUGAGCAUGACCAGCGUGCAGAUGUCCAAUAAGGAGCCAGAGGACAUGAUCACGGGUGAGCGGAAGCCAAAGAUAGAUCUUUUCCGGACGUGUGUGGCUGCGAUCCCUAGGCUAAUCCCAGAUGGCAUGAGCCGACAAGACCUCAUCGACCUGCUGGCCAAGCUCACCAUCCACAUGGACGAGGAGCUGAGAGGCCUGGCCUUCACCACGCUGCAGGCCCUCAUGGUGGACUUCCCCGACUGGAGGGAGGACGUGCUGUCCGGCUUCGUUUACUUCAUCGUGCGGGAGGUGACCGAUGUGCACCCCUCUCUGCUGGACAACGCCGUCAAGAUGCUGGUGCAGCUCAUCAGCCAGUGGAGACAGGCUGUGCAGUCCAGCAACAAGAGCCAGGGCCCCGCGUCGGGCGGCUCGCCCUGCCUGCCUCUGGAGCGCUCCCCGCUGGCCAGCGUGCUGCACGUGGUGGAAGGCCUGGCCCUGGUGGUGCUGUGCAGCUGCCGCCCUGCCACGCGCCGGCUCGCUGUCAACGUGCUCAAGGAGGUGCGCGCCCUCUACACCGCCCUCGGCAUCUCCAAGGGUGAGGAGGAGCUGGCCAUCGAUGUGAUGGACAGGUUGAGUGCUUCAGUGUUAGAGAGUUUCAUCCACCUCACAGGUGCAGAUCAGACCAGCCUGCUGUACUGCCCCAGUGGGAUCGACCUGCAGACUCUGGCAGAGUGGAGCUCCUCCCCCAUCAGCCACCAGUUCGACGUGGUCAGCCCCUCCCUCAUCUGGAUCUUUGCCCACGUCACGCAGGGCCAGGACCCCUGGGUCAUCAGCCUGUCCAGCUACCUGCGGCAGGAGAGCCUGCCCAAGCACUGCCCCACUGCCCUCAAUUACGCCUGGAUGUUCGCCUACACCCGCUUGCAGCUGCUGUCCCCACAAGUCGACAUCAACAGCCCCAUCAAUGCCAAGAAGGUGAACAGCAUGAGCAGCAGCGACUCCUACGUGGGCCUGUGGAGGAACUACCUGAUCUUGUGCUGCAGUGCGGCCUCUUCUUCGUCCUCCUCUUCCUCGUCCUCCUCCACCUCCGGCUCCAUGCGCUGCUCCCCACCCGAGACGCUGGCAUCCACCCCCGAUAGCGGCUACAGCUACGACUCCAAGAUGAUUGGCACUCCGUCUCCCUCCUCCCUGUUCAAGCACAUUGUCCCCAUGAUGCGCUCUGAGAGCAUGGACAUCACAGAGUCUCUGGUCCUGGGGCUCGGCCGGACCAACCCUGUUGCCUUCAGAGAGCUCAUCGAAGAACUCAACCCCAUUAUCAAAGAAGCACUGGAAAGAAGGCCAGAGAACAUGAAGCGGCGCAGACGCAGGGACAUCCUGAGGGUGCAGCUGGUCAGGAUCUUUGAGCUGCUGGCCGAUGCUGGUGUCAUCAGCCAGACGGCGAGUGGAGGGCUGGACGGGGAGACCCACUCCCUGAACCCCACGCUGCUGGAGUACGUGGACCUCACACGGCAGCUGCUGGAGGCCGAGAACGACAAGGACUCGGACACCCUCAAAGACAUCCGCUGCCACUUCAGCGCCCUGGUGGCCAACAUCAUCCAGAACGUUCCAGUGCACCAGCGGAGGGCGAUCUUUCCCCAGCAGUCUCUGAGACACAGCCUCUUCAUGCUGUUCAGCCACUGGGCGGGGCCCUUCAGCAUCAUGUUCACCCCCCUCGACCGCUACAGCGACCGCAACAUGCAGAUCAACCGCCACCAGUACUGCGCUCUCAAGGCCAUGUCGGCAGUGCUGUGCUGCGGGCCCGUGGCGGAUAACGUUGGCCUGUCCUCUGAUGGAUACUUGUACAAGUGGCUGGACAACAUCCUGGACUCUCAGGACCGCAAGGUGCACCAGCUGGGCUGCGAGGCCGUGAUGCUGCUACUGGAGUUGAACCCGGACCAGAGUAACCUGAUGUUCUGGGCCGUGGACCGCUGCUACACCGGCUCCCGCAGGGUGGCUUCCGGCUGCUUCCGCGCCAUCGCCAACGUCUUCCACAACAGGGAUUACCAGUUUGACACUGUGGUGCUGCUCAAUCUGAUCCUGUUCAAGGCGGCUGAUUCAUCCAGAGACAUUUAUGAGGUGGCUAUGCAGCUACUGCAGAUCCUGGAGCCCAAGCUGUUCCGCUACGCCCACAAGCUGGAGAUUCAGCGCACAGACGGCAUCCUGAGUCCCCCAUCGCCGCUGCCACACCUCUACUCCGUCUCCUACUACCAGCUGUCCGAGGAGCUGGCCCGCACCUACCCAGAGCUCACCCUGCCCGUCUUCUCCGAGGUGAGCCAGCGCAUCCAGACAGCGCACCCUGCUGGUCGGCAGGUGAUGCUGCACUACCUGCUGCCCUGGAUGAACAACAUUGAGCUGGUGGACUUCAAGCCGUCGGCACGGCGACAGGAGGAGGCGCCCGUGGGCGAGGAAGAGGAGGACCUACGGGAGCGGGAGAUGAUGAUGGUCAACAGCCGCCGCUGGCUUAGGGGUGAGGGCUGGGGCUCCCCCCACGCCACCACCAUGGUGCUCAACAACCUCAUGUUCAUGACUGCGAAGUAUGGAGAUGAGUUUGCCUGGUCAGAAAUAGAGAAUGUGUGGACCACCCUGGCAGACAGCUGGCCAAAGAAUCUCAAAAUCAUCCUGCACUUCCUCAUCAGCAUGUGUGGAGUGAACAGCGAGCCGAGCCUGCUGCCUUACGUGAAGAAGGUGGUGGUGUACCUGGGCCGGGAUAAGACCAUGCAGCUGCUGGAGGAGCUGGUGUGUGAACUAGAGCUGACUGACCCAGUGUGCUCCGCCGUCACACACAUGGACAACCCCCCCUACUACCGCAUCACCUCCAGCUACAAGAUCCCCUCUGUUACCUCAGGAACUACUUCCAGUAGCAACACCAUGGUGCCAGUCCCUGACGGACACGACAGUAAAAUCAAGGACAGCAAUAUGGAGGACAAUUACACACACCUGGAUAUCUACAGUGGCCUGAACAGCAACCUGAGCCGCCAUCACCACCGGCUGGAGUCCCGCUACAGCAGCAGCUCAGGAGGCUCCUACGAGGAGGAGAAGAGUGACUCCAUGCCCGUAUAUGCUAACUGGCGUUUGAAGGUGAUGGACCACAACCACCCAGAGCCCCUCCCCUUCCCCCCCAUGGGAGGCUGCUGGUCCCCCCUGGUGGACUACCUGCCUGAGACCAACACACCCGCAGUUCCUUUGCACAGGUGCAACAUCGCCGUCAUCCUGCUGACUGACCUCAUUGUGGACCAUGGGGUAAAGGUGGAGUGGAGCUCUUACCUGCACUUGCUGCUACACGCCAUCUUCAUAGGGUUUGACCACCAGCACCCGGAGGUGUACGAGCACUGCAAACGCCUGCUGCUGCACCUGCUGGUCGUCCAGGGAACCAACAGCAGCAUCCAAUCGCUGGCCUCCGUGCUGCUGCGCAACCGAGAGUUCAACGACCCCAAAGUUCUGACCGUCAAGCAGGUGCCUCACGAGUACAACCUCACAGGUGUAUAUGACUUUGUGCCAGACUACCAGCCCUCGCCAAUGACAGAUUCUGGCCUUAGCUCCAGCUCCACCUCCUCCAGCAUCAGUUUGGGCUCCGCCCUUCCCCACCUGACUCCCACGGGUAGCUCUGCUCUUCCCCACCUCACGCCCACAGGGAGCUCCGGCCUGCCCCACCUCACGCCCACAGGGAGCUCCGGCCUGCCCCACCUCACGCCCACAGGGAGCUCCGGCCUGCCCCACCUGACCACCACGCUGUUGAAUGAGGUGGACCUCUCCAGCGAGCAGGACGAGAAGGUGAAGUCGCUCAUCGAGUUCAUCACGUCAAGGAAGCGAGGCCCCCUGUGGAACCAUGAGGAUGUGUCCCCUAAGAACCCCAGCAUCAAGAGCGCUGAUCAGCUGACCGUGUUCCUCACACAUGUGGUGACGGUCUUCAAACAGAGCCCUGCAGGCUUCCAGCUGGAGCAGCUGUUGAGCGAGGUGUCCCUGCAGACAGCUUUGUCCUGCUGCUCACGGCACUACGCCGGCCGCUCCUUCCAGAUCUUUCGCGCUCUGAAGCAGCCCCUGACAGCCAGCACGCUGUCCGACGUCCUCUCCCGCCUGGUGGAGACGGUGGGAGACCCUGGAGAGGAUGCACAGGGCUUUGUGAUCGAGCUGCUGUUGACGCUGGAGUCUGGGAUUGACACACUAGCUGACACACUGAAGAGCUACGACCUCCUGUCUACGCUGUCACAGGCCUCGUACCUGGAGCCGCUGCUGGGCUCCAAGUUUGCAGCGAACAGGAAGAGCACGGGCCAGCUGAACCUGGGCUCGGGUGGGCUGCUGCACGGCCAUUACGGCCACGCCCGCAGCAACUCGCUGCGCGCCAGCCUGAUGGGGGACCGCAAGGGCGACCGGCGCCGGAGCAACACGCUGGACAUCAUCGACGGCCGCAGUUUGAACCACGGCAGCCUGGCGCGCACGCGCAGCCUGUCCUCGCUGCGGGAGGGCGGGGCGGGCGAGCCCCCGCCCCCCGUCGACCCCUGCAACCUCAUGGCCACUAUCUUCUGGAUCGCCACGUCGCUGCUGGAGUCGGACUACGAGUUCGAGUACCUGCUGGCGCUGCGGCUGCUGAACAAGCUGCUGGGCCAGCUGCCGCUGGACCGCGCCGACAGCCGCGAGCGCAUCGAGAAGGUGCAGACCAAGCUCAAGUGGUACAGCUUCCCCGGGCUGCAGCAGCUCUUCCUCAAGGGCUUCACCUCCGCCUCCACCCUGGAGCUCACCAUACACCUGCUCGGCAAGCUCAUCACCGUGUCCCGGCACACGCUGGUGGACCCCUCCCAGGUGGCAGGCUUCCCCCUGAACAUCCUCUGCCUGCUGCCGCACCUGAUCCAGCACUUUGACAACCCCACACCCUUCUGCAAGGAGACGGCCGACAAGAUCGCCAAGGUGUGUGCUGAGGAGAAGUCGGCCACGCUGUCCAACCUGGCGCACAUGAUGAGCCUGUACAGCACCCACAGCUACUCGCGAGACUGCGGCAGCUGGGUCAAUGUUGUCUGCAGAUACCUGCACGACUCCUUCUCCGAGAUCACCUUCAACCUGGUCACCUACCUGGCCGAGCUGCUGGAGAAGGGCCUGGCCAGCAUGCAGCAGUCUCUGCUGCAGAUCAUCCACAGCCUGCUGAGUCACAUCGACCUGUCGGCAGCGCCCGUCAAACAGUUCAACCUGGACAUCAUGAAGACCAUUGGGAAGUACGUGCAGAGCCCGUACUGGAAGGAGGCCCAGAACAUUCUGAAGCUGGUGGUGUCGCGCUCGGCCAGCCUGGUGGUUCCAGAUGAGGUCCAUCGGUCCUACAGCACCGAGUCGACCGGCUCUCCCGAGAUCGCCUUCACACGCAUCUUCAACAGCUGCUCCAAGGAACUUCCCGGCAAAACACUGGACUUCCACUUCGACAUAUCUGAGACACCCAUCAUAGGGCAUAAGUUUGGAGACCAGCGUACCGCUGCGGGGCGAAACGGCAAGCCCCAGGUCAUCGCCGUCACGCGGAGCACCUCUUCUACGUCCUCAGGGUCCAACUCCAACGGCCUGGUGCCCGUCAGCUGGAAAAGACCUCAACUCUCCCAGAGGAGAACCAGGGAGAAGCUGAUGAACGUCCUGUCGCUGUGCGGUCCUGAGUCUGGCCUUCCCAAGAACCCCUCCGUGGUGUUCUCGUCCAGCGAGGACCUGGACUCGGCCGACGCCCAGACCAGCCUGAUUCCCACGGUGGAGGAGGCGGUGAGGGAGGAGGAGGCGGUCGCUGAAGAUGCUGGGAGUGAGCAGCAGUUUGGCGUCUUCAAGGACUUCGACUUCCUGGACGUGGAGCUGGAGGACGCUGAGGAGCUGCAGGGGGAGAGCAUGGACAACUUCAACUGGGGCGUGCGUCGGCGCUCUCUGGAUAGCAUGGACAAGGGCGAUACGCCCUCCCUGCAGGAGUGCCAGUACACCGGCAGCACGCCCAGCCUCAACCUCACAAACCAGGAGGAUACCGACGAGUCGUCCGAGGAGGAGGUACUGACCGCUAGCCAGAUUCUGACCCGCUCCAACCUCCUGAACAGCGACUCGGCGACCGACGACGCCACCUCCAACCACGUCGACUCCCUGCAGCAAUCGCAGGAGUCGUCCAGCAGUGCGGUGACGGAGGAGGCCACGCCCCUGCCGCACCCAGAGAGCCCUGCCCUGGAGCCCGCGCACUCAGACAGCACUAGCAGCCAGCCGCCUGAGGACGUCAGCGUGACGGCGGCGGAUGAGCUGAGCAGCAGCGUGAGCGAGGACACAGGAUUCUGCAGCGCCCCCCUGCUGCCCCCUGAUCCCCCGGAGCUGCCCGACCCCCCUGAUCCCCAGGAUGACCUGGACCCGGCGGCCCCGCCCCCGGCGACCGACAGCCCCCCCGGGUCACUGUGCGAGGACGACGGCGCCCCGCCCCUGGCUCCCGACAGCCCCCCCGCCUCCAUCUGUGAGGAGGACGUGACGCUGGCCCUGAAGGAGCUCGAUGAGAGGUGUGAGGAGGAAGAGGCCGACUUCUCCGGGCUGUCCAGUCAGGAUGAAGGAGAUCCGGAUGGGUUCCCAGAAACCCAGGCGUCUCCGCCGCCCUCGCCCUUUCUCUCCGCCAUCUUAGCGGCCUUCCAGCCUGUGGCUUAUGAGGAUGAGGAGGAUGCCUGGCGUUGCCAUGUCAACCAGAUGCUGUCAGACACGGAUGGAUCCUCUGCUGUCCACACCUUCCAUGUGUUCUCCCGGCUCUUUCAGAGCAUUCAGCGGAAGUUCGGCUCACUAACCCACGCCUCGGUCAGUUUCCUGGGGGAGAGCCUGCAGCACAUUGGGGAGAAGUUCCGCAGCUCGCUGGAGGUGAUGAUGACCUGCUCCGAGUGUCCCACCGUCUUUGUGGAUGCAGAGACGCUGGUGUCCUGCGGGCUGCUGGAGACUCUGAAGUUCAGUGUUCUGGAGCUGCAGGAGCACCUGGACACCUAUAACGGCAAGAGGGAGGCGGCCCAACAGUGGCUGGACAACUGCGUGAAAACCUUCGGGGAGAAGGACAGCCCCUCUCGGCCCAAUACGCAAGCCCAGCGAAUGGAAACUCUAGCAGAGCUGGAGUUAUGUCGCAGGCUGUAUAAAUUGCACUUCCAGUUGCUGCUGCUCUUCCAGGCAUACUGCAAGCUCAUCAACCGAGUGGACACCAUAAAGAAAGAGGCAGAGGUCAUCAACAUGUCAGAGGAGCUGGCCCUGUUGGAGAGCUGUCUGAAGAAGGCAGAGGCAGCAGCUGACGGACAAGAGGAUGUGGGUGUGUCCGAGGUGGCACAGGCCAACACUGAGACGGCCAUUCAAUCGCUGAUCGAGACGCUGAAAGCUCGGGACUUCAGCUCCGCCCUCGCACAGGUCAAAGCCUUCAGGUCUCUGUGGCCAAAUGACAUUUUCGGCAGCGCUGGGGACGACGCGGUGCAGACGCUCCAGCACAUCUACUUCCGGCACCAAAGCCUGGGCCAGACAGGCUGCCUGGCGGUGCUGGGCCCCAGCCAGGACCUGUCCCAGGCCAGCACCCAGCUGAUGGAGCUCAACCUGCAGAUCCGAGAGGCGCUGCGGCAGGUGCACCGCGUCCAGCGGCCGGCCCUCAGCUCGCUACUGAGCACCGGCUUCUGAGACGCCUGACCGGAUUCGCCCCGCGGGUCACGGGAGAGACCCCGUGGAUAAGGGCUAAAGGAUGCGUGGGAAUGUUUGCAACUUUCAUGUGACUUCUUUCCUCAGCCAAUCAACUGGCGGAGCUGCAUAAACC